This is a messenger RNA of Aedes aegypti (yellow fever mosquito), 2523 nucleotides long. RefSeq lists its product as uncharacterized. Gene Ontology annotation, molecular function: ligand-gated monoatomic ion channel activity. NCBI's taxonomy places the organism in Eukaryota, Metazoa, Arthropoda, Insecta, Diptera, Culicidae. The transcript is spliced from 4 exons. The record is from RefSeq and is a predicted model, not a curated record. Gene Ontology annotation, cellular component: membrane. Bases 631 to 2505 code for a protein of 624 amino acids.
UAUGCACCAUUCUACAAUUAAUUUUACCCGAGCCAUAAAAUAAAACAGUUUGUUACUGUAUUUCGCGUAUUACGGUCGAUUGAUUCGAUAAAUUAGUUGUUUUUUAAAUGCGGAAUGCGUUUUUCAAACUCUGACUGAUUGCUACCGCGGCCACACGAUUCAUCAUAAGGGUAAUUGAGGGGCUCUGAUUACUGGGUACUGAGGCUUGUAAAUACCAUAAACAAACGCCAGAGCGCACAGAGGGUGAUUUAAAAUUUCUAAUAAGGUCGUGGCUCGUCCCCGCAUUCACGGAUGGAAAGUUUCGAAGUUUUUACUUUUGCCAUCGAUUCUACUAUUGGUAACCUGAACAUGGCAAUUGCACAAUGUGACGACCCUUCGGUAGUUAUGGGCACGUGGCGCGUAUCAAAACUGCUCAAACAAUGUUGCAUCGCAUUUGGCCAUGACUGCACUUCGGAAAUCGUUGAAUGAACUAUGCUUCGAUAUUUUAUGAGUUCAUCACGGCUCGAUGAUUGAAGGUUGGCAACUGGAGAAAUGUUCAUAUUUUAUCAUGUAAUUGUACAGUUGAGAUUUGAAGAGCCUUUAGGAGAAUCCGUAUAUAAGGAAUUUAUUGAGAUCAGGAUUUAAGGCAUAAUGAGGUCUCCAGCUGCAAUAUUGGUCUUACUUGCGUUUUCAAAGUCAGUUGUAGCUUCAACCUCUGAUUUGAUUACAGCCACAUCGGACUUGAUUCAAUGCCUCAAACUUCCGACUCAGGUCUCGGUUUUAUCCUGUUGGAACGAAAGUGACAAAUUGCGUUUUUGGAGGGAAAUUAACUCAUACAAAACUGUACGAUUUUUCUCCGAAAACCAAGGCAAUCUUCCCUGGAAUGAUCCUCAUCAACAUCAGAAUCUAUUGAUGAUCGACGCUGGUUGUCCAAAAUCAAAAGAAUUGUUACAAUCAGCUGGUCAAUUGUUGUACAAUAGAGUCAAAUGGAUUGUAAUAAAUAGAAUAAACUUGAACUGUACAAAAUUCUUGAAGUUUUUUGACGAUCUUCAAGUUAUGAUCAGCAAUGAAGUUUACUAUAUCUGUGAGGCAGACGGUUUUCAAGGCUUCGCAAUAAAACAAGUAUAUCGACUAUCCCUUACAACUGAAGUGAUCGAUGAGACGUUUGGCUUCUGGAACAAAGGUAUGAUCGUCAAUCUUCAAAAUAUCAAGCAAUCCUCCGUUCGCCGUCGCAACCUGAAUGGCUUAAAAUUGCGUGGAUCGGUCGUAGUCACUCACAAUGAGACUCUGAAACACCUGGAAGACUAUCGUGAGAAACAUGUGGACACGAUCACCAAGAUGAAUUAUAUUCUCACCAAACACUUGGCCCAAGACUUGAACGCCACCCUUAAGUUUAGCUAUGUCAACUCGUGGGGCUAUCGUCACCCCGAAACGGGUAAAUUCAACGGAAUGAUUGACGAACUAAAGAACGACCUUGCGGACCUUGGCGCCACUGCUUUGUUCAUGACAGCGGAUCGUAUCAAGGAGAUCGAUUACCUCUCGAUGACUACCCAAUCGCGGGUCAAAUUUAUCUUCCGUUCGCCGAAGCUAUCGUUCACGGAUAACGUAUUUCUGCUUCCGUUUAGCGCAUCGGUUUGGAUUUGCAUAAUCAGUUUCAUUGUGAUCUCAGGAGUUCUUCUGUUGAUCAUCAUGAAGGUCGAGCUGCGAUGCACUAAUGUUCGUUACGGGAAUGUCAUCCGGCCGAAUGUGAUGGACACGGUCAUGAACAUGUUUGGGACCUCGUGUCAACAGGGAUCGUACCUGGAGCCGAAAUCGCUUCCGGCCAAAUGUUUGAUCCUGUUGAGCUUGAUCAUCCUGAUGUUCUUGUAUGCCAGCUAUUCAGCCAAUAUUGUUGCGUUGAUCCAGUCGCCGUCGAACAAGAUCAGGACGUUGGAGGAUUUAUUGAACUCGCGACUGGGGACUGGAGCUGAAGAUACCGUCUACAAUCGGUACUAUUUCAUGCAUGAAACGGAACCGAUACGGAAAGCGAUUUAUGAUCGGAAAAUGAGAACUCGCGAUGGAGCUGAUUCCAGUUUUAUACCGUUGGAAAAAGGCAUUGAAAGGGUACGUCAAGGACUGUACGCCUUCCACGUUGAGUUGGGAGUUUGCUAUAAGGUCAUCAGCGAAACCUUCCAGGAGGACGAAAAGUGUGGUUUGCAAGAGAUCGAAUAUCUGAACAUCAUCGAGCCGUACUACGCCGUGCAGAAAAACUCUUCCAUUCGGGAACUGGUCCGGCUUAGUCUGUUCAGGUUGCGCGAGUUCGGCAUUCAGGAUCGGGAGCACUCGAUGCUAUACUCGCGGAAACCGACUUGCAGUGGUGGCAGUAGCUUCAUUCCGGUAUCGAUUGUGGACGUUUGGCCUGCGCUAACCCUGUUGACGUGGGCAUCUGGCUUCGCCGGGGGCUUGCUGGCAGGGGAAACCAUUUGGGCACGAAUCAGAGCGAGGCGUGAUCUGGCAGAGGUCGCGAAUGGAGAUUUCUGUGGAUGAAGAAUUGGGAAUGGUUGG